GAGCUGGUUGGUACCUGCUCCUGCUCUUUCCCCCCUCCCCCAACAAUUACACAGUAGUCCCUCCCACGCCAUUUCUCUGUGGCUCUCUACUUAUUGCCUUUUUGCAUUGCUGUUUGUUGCUUUUAGUGGUGUCAAGGUCUACACAGUAUGUGCUAUUUUUUAAACAUUUCCUUCUACGCAAUCGAGAACAGAAACUCCACAUCUGUUUUCCUCCUGCCAUUUUCCCUCGUCAUCAAUUGCCUCCUUUUCCCUUUUGCCCUUUUGGUCAUUGACUUUUUUGGGGGUUUGAGGUCUCCUACACAGUCCUCUUCUGCCGUGUGCGCGUUUCCUUCUUCUGUCUGUAGUCACCUUCCCGCGCCAAGUCUCAUUUUAACUUGAGUCCUAACUACUGAUGUAAUCUAUAUGUACAGAGGAAGGAGG
This is a messenger RNA of Aspergillus saccharolyticus JOP 1030-1, 420 nucleotides long. RefSeq lists its product as uncharacterized. The transcript has a single exon. NCBI's taxonomy places the organism in Eukaryota, Fungi, Ascomycota, Eurotiomycetes, Eurotiales, Aspergillaceae. The coding region runs from base 148 to 378 and encodes 76 amino acids. The record is from RefSeq and is a predicted model, not a curated record.